CAUAAUACCUCACUCUCAGUGUGUACCAGUUGAGUUCAUCUCCGCCCACUUGUUCCUCACAGAUAAGCACAGAAGGCGAAGAGAGCGGCGGGUGGUUGGCGGGCCGAUGGCUGCGGCGGAGACGUCGGGAUCGAGCCAGCCGGGCGCUCCAGGACGGUGGUCUCUUCACGGCAAAACGGCUCUCGUCACCGGAGGCACCCGCGGGAUCGGGCGUGCGGUGGUGGAGGAGCUUGCCGCGCUGGGGGCGGCCGUGCACACCUGCUCCCGGAAGGAGGCGGAGCUUGGCGAGCGCCUCAAGGAGUGGGAGGCCAGGGGCUUCCGCGUCACAACCUCCGUCUGCGACCUCUCCGUCCGGGAGCAGCGGGAGCGCCUGAUUGGCGAGGUCGCCGAACGCUUCGGAGGCAAGCUCAACAUCCUCGUAAAUAAUGUGGGGACAAACAUAAGGAAACCAACUACUGAAUUUUCUGCUGAAGAUUACUCUUUUUUGAUGGCCACUAACCUUGAAUCUGCAUAUCAUCUGUGCCAACUUGCACAUCCUCUUCUAAAAGCAUCUGGUUUGGGCAGCAUUGUUUUUGUAUCAUCUGUCUGUGGAUUAGUAGCCGUAUUUAGCGGCUCUAUAUAUGCUAUGACCAAAGGUGCCAUCAACCAAUUAACCAAGAACCUAGCAUGUGAAUGGGCGAAAGAUGGCAUAAGAACAAACUCUGUUGCUCCAUGGUACAUAACAACGUCACUUACAGAAGGACUUUUGGCUAACAAGGAAUUUGAGGCCUCCGUUGUGAGUCGAACACCACUUGGGCGUGUCGGAGAACCAGGAGAAGUAUCAUCGCUGGUUGCUUUUCUUUGCAUGCCUGGUGCCACUUACAUAACAGGCCAGACGAUCUCAGUGGAUGGAGGUAUGACUGUCAAUGGGAUGUAUCCAGCAUAAAGACUGCCAUUCUACUAAGGAAGAUGCUAUAUAUCGAUUUGCUGCCCAGGAGCCCAGUCAUACCUUGUGUUCUUGGCAACCAAAAUAAGUGCUGUAUUCCUGUAAAACUGAGCUCACCUUGAACACUAUUAUUCGCCAUUGUUCAGGUCAGCCAUGUGAAGAAAGUUGUGGUCAGAUUUGUGCUAUUAUUUUUAGAAUGUGGCGAGCUCUUUCAGUUUAA
Molecule: messenger RNA, 1145 nt
Organism: Hordeum vulgare subsp. vulgare (domesticated barley)
Lineage: Eukaryota; Viridiplantae; Streptophyta; Magnoliopsida; Poales; Poaceae
Product: tropinone reductase homolog At5g06060-like
Exons: 5
Coding region: 107-925 (272 amino acids)
Molecular function (GO): oxidoreductase activity
Source: RefSeq, a predicted model, not a curated record